UCCCCUCUUAUUUUGGAAUCAUCAGACAUUCCAGAAAAUAAUGCCUCUCCAUCCAGUACACUCGAAGCCUUCUCAACAAAAGGAUAAUGAAGACUCACUAUGUGGAUCAGUAUUUGCUUCAAGAUACAUGUCAAAGCCUAUACCUACAUAUCGCAUGCCUGAGGAAGCCAUGCCACCAGAAGUGGCUUACCAGUUGAUUCACGAAGAAUUGGCACUCGACGGGAAUCCACAGUUGAACUUGGCGUCUUUUGUGACCGUAUGGAUGGAGCCCCAAGCAGACCGUCUUAUGACUGAAAAUAUUGGUAAAAAUUUUAUUGACUUGGAAGAAUACCCUUGUACUGCAGAGUUACAAAAGCGUUGUGUCAAUAUGAUUGCACACCUCUUUCACGUACCUACAGAACAAGGUCAAUCGGACUCUGUAGGCACAGCUACAGUAGGGAGUUCAGAAGCAAUCAUGUUGGCUGGUUUGGCUUUCAAGUGGCGAUGGAAACAAGCAAGAAAACAAGCGGGAUUGUCAACAGAAAAACCCAAUCUUGUGAUGGGAUCCAAUGUGCAAGUAUGUUGGGAGAAGUUUUGUCGCUAUUUUGAAGUAGAAGCACGUUAUGUACCGGUAUCGGAGAAUCUUUUGAUUAUGGAACCAGAAAAAGCCAUGUCCUAUGUGGAUGAGAAUACCAUCGGUGUUUGCAGCAUUCUUGGAAGCACAUAUAAUGGUGCAUUUGAAGAUGUGAAAAAACUAAAUGACUGCCUUUGCAAGUUGAAUGAAGAAAAAGGUUGGAACGUUCCUAUUCAUGUGGAUGCAGCUUCUGGUGGUUUUAUUGCACCUUUUCUUUAUCCUGAUUUGGUUUGGGACUUUCGUCUUCCUCUCGUACGUUCCAUCAAUGUUUCUGGACAUAAAUAUGGCCUUGUGUAUCCUGGUGUGGGAUGGGUUGUAUGGAAGAGUCAAGAGGAUUUACCACAAGAUUUGAUAUUUCAUGUAAACUAUUUGGGAGCAGAUCAAGCUACAUUUACUCUCAACUUUUCAAAAGGAGCGGGUCAGAUAGUAGCACAGUAUUAUCAAUUCAUUCCCAUGGGACAAAAUGGAUAUAGAGCUGUGUUAAGUAACCUUCAAAAGAUAUGUCAGUAUUUGAGAAAGAAAGUUGAAGAGAGUGGACGCUUUAGAGUUUAUAGUGAUGAAGUGAGCGUACCUUUGGUUGCCUUUGGUUUAAAAGAACCUCAAGCAUAUGAUGAAUUUGAUAUCUCACAUCGUCUAAAGGAAUAUGGCUGGAUCGUUCCAGCAUAUAAUUUUCCUCCCAAGGCUGAACAUAUCAAAGUUCUUCGAGUAGUGAUUCGUGAAACUUUUUCUAGAGAUUUAUGUGAUAUGUUAUGGAGAGACUUGAUGUGGACGUUGGAGGAAUUGGACAGAAAAACUCCCGACUCUAUACGUCACGGCAGAGAAUUGCUGAUGGAAAAGAAUCGACAAAAGCACAAAGCAUUUGCUCACGUGAAAGUAAGAGAGACAAAACUCGUGAAGACGUUCUUUUCUGAGUCUUGUUUAGAGUCAAAAACAAAAAACCAAUGGAGUCUGUUAGUUUUGGGUUUAUAUUCGUUUAAAGUUUGUGUUGGUAUUCCCAUUUCUUAAUACUUUACAAUUGCAAAGCUUCUUCGUCUCGCUCCUCUGCCUUGUUUACU
Molecule: messenger RNA, 1668 nt
Organism: Galdieria sulphuraria
Lineage: Eukaryota; Rhodophyta; Bangiophyceae; Galdieriales; Galdieriaceae
Product: glutamate decarboxylase isoform 1
Exons: 9
Coding region: 41-1618 (525 amino acids)
Biological process (GO): L-glutamate catabolic process
Cellular component (GO): cytosol
Molecular function (GO): pyridoxal phosphate binding; glutamate decarboxylase activity
Source: RefSeq, a predicted model, not a curated record